UAAAAUCUGACUCAUUCAAACCUCUGCAAACGGCUCUUUCUCUUAUCUCUAUGGCCAAGAAAUUUUAAGCCAUUUCUCAUUCUGAGGCUGUCUCCUCUCUGGACCAAAAAAGAAACCAUCAAUGCUCACUAUGCAAAGAGCAAAUCCAAUUAAGCAGAAAACCAAAAAUGUGUUAAAACCAAAAAGUUACAGACAAAAUUAUUUACGGCACCAAAAAUUGUAAAUUUCCGGUUAAGUAAUGGCCGUAGAUUGGCUUCUUCUCCGGCCGUACUUACUGUUUUCAUUCACUUUGAUUGGGCUGUCUUCUAUGACAAAUUCCAUGAGCGAAUAUGAUGCUCUGCUUAAACUCAAAAAAUCAUUCACGAACACCAUCGCUCUUAAUUCCUGGGAUCCAGGCUCAUCACCUUGCGGCGGAAGAACACAGUGGAAAGGUGUGAUAUGUUACGACGGCAUUGUUACCGGUCUUCGCCUGGAAGGGUUUGGUUUAUCAGGGGCAAUAGAUGUCUCUGCUCUUGAAGCUUUAAAGGGUCUUCGAAGUAUAAGCUUUAGCAACAAUUCGUUUUCUGGUCCCAUUCCUGAUUUGAGUAAUUUGAGUCAUUUAAAAGCCAUUUACCUUUCUACUAAUAAAUUCUCCGGUGAGAUUCCGUCUGAGUAUUUUGCAAGAAUGGAUUGGCUUAAGAAGUUAUGGCUUUCAAAUAACGAAUUCACGGGCAAUUUACCCUUUUCCUUAUCUAAUCUCACAAAACUUAUCGAACUUCAUUUGGAGAACAAUCAAUUUAGCGGAACCAUUCCUAAUUUCGACAUACCUUCUUUAUUGGAACUCAAUUUAUCUAACAACGAAUUAGAAGGCGAAAUCCCAGAAAGCUUAUCGAGAUUCCAACCAAGUUCCUUUGCCGAUAACCCGAAUCUUUGUGGGAAAAUGCUUAGCAAUAAGGAGUGUAGUAGUCAAGACAAAAUCGAUCUUGGGAUAGUAAGGUAUGAGGAAGAUUCAAAGAAGAUUAUCGCCACCGCUGUAACUUUUGUGGCUGUGAUUGUUUCUCUAAUCAUUUUUAUCAUAAUUCGUUCGAAACGUAAAGGGAAAGAAGAUUUUGACAAGCUUGGUGAAGAUAGCACAGAGCAUAAUAAUAGUAAUAAUAAUAAUAACAAUAAUGCCCCUGUUGAGGUGCAUGUUACUACUUCACUAAACAAGAAGGAAAUGGAUUCUGCUCCAGAGACUGAAUCGAGCCCCUCUUCAAAUCUUAAAGGAGGGUCUGAUUCUAACCAGAGAGGUGGCCGGGGAGGCGCGGGCGCGGCUGCUGUUCCUGCAGCGGCGGAGAUAGUGAUGGUGAAUGAGGAAAAAGGGGUGUUUGGGAUGCCGGAUUUGAUGAAAGCCACGGCUGAGGUACUAGGGAAUGGAGGGCUUGGAUCGUCUUACAAGGCUGUGAUGGCUAAUGGGAUAGCUGUGGUGGUUAAGAGAAUGAGGGAAAUGAAUGUUAAAGGAAAAGAUCAGUUUGAUGCAGAGAUUAGGCGGUUGGGGAAGCUUAAUCAUUGGAAUGUUUUGACUCCUUUGGCUUACCAUUAUCGAAAAGAGGAGAAAUUGGUGGUGUCUGAGUAUGUUCCUCAUGGGAGUUUGCUUUAUCUUCUUCAUGGUGAUCAUGGAUCUUCACAUGUGGAGCUUAACUGGCAUACUCGUUUGAAAAUUGUGUUAGGAAUAGCCAAAGGGUUAGGCUAUCUUCACACAGAAUUGUCUUCAUUUGAUUUACCUCAUGGCAAUUUGAAAUCAAGCAAUGUACUUCUGGGACCUGAUUACGAGCCUUUGAUAGUUGAUUAUGGAUUUAUUCCACUAAUCAACCCAACAAGUGUUAGCCAAGCAAUGUUUGCGUACAAGACCCCAGAAGCUACAGAACACAACCAUGUAAACCAUAAAUCAGACGUUUACUGUCUUGGCAUCAUAAUCUUGGAAAUCCUAACAGGGAAAUUUCCUUCUCAAUAUCUCAACACAGGUAAAGGAGGGGUUGAUGUAGUCCAAUGUGUGGCCUCGGCUAUAUCUGAAGAAAGAGAAACAGAGUUGUUAGACCCCGAAAUCUCGAAUAUUACUUCGAGAAAUUCGCUGGGACAGAUGGUGAGGCUCCUCCAUGUUGGUGCGGCUUGCACCAUGAGAAGCCCCGACCAAAGGCCAGACACAGCUGAGGUCAUUCGGAGAAUAGAGGAGAUACAAAGUGAGGGAGGCCAAGAAAGUAGUGGCAGUAGUACAAAUAGAGCAAUGCAAGUAUUGCCAUCACUCCGAGAUGGUUAUGCAGAUUCCAUACCAACCCCACCACUAUCAUCAUCACUAUCACUUGCUGAAAAUCAUGAACUGAGUUUGAGAGAUGAUUUUGGUGAGGUUUCUGGGAGAAAGAGACUAAAAAAUGGUGACAGUUUUGCCUUCCCAAUCUCAUAAUUUAACUAGUUUGUGUUGUAUUUUCAUUAGAGGGCAAUGCUGAUUUUUUGAGUUCUUUCUUGUUAUAUAAUAUUAUAGCAAAUAUUCUUUGAGAUGAGAUGGCUUAUGGAUCAUUAUUUUUAGAUCGCUUACAAAACAAUUUGAACCUUUGUACAGUAAAUUUAUUCUGUGUGACAAUGUAUACUUCCUUGCAUAAGAAAACAAAAAUGUGUCGACAUUAAAUUAUAAUAAAAUAUAAUAUAGAAUAUCACAUUUUCUCU
Messenger RNA from Cannabis sativa, 2679 nucleotides. RefSeq names its product pollen receptor-like kinase 3. Lineage: Eukaryota; Viridiplantae; Streptophyta; Magnoliopsida; Rosales; Cannabaceae. Gene Ontology annotation, biological process: protein phosphorylation. Bases 239 to 2419 code for a protein of 726 amino acids. The transcript is spliced from 2 exons. The record is from RefSeq and is a predicted model, not a curated record. Gene Ontology annotation, molecular function: protein kinase activity; ATP binding; protein binding.